AGUGGCAGUUUGUGAAACGCGUGCCACCCCUGAACACGCUUCUACCUCAAAUAUAUAACCCUUUGACAACCAGAGACAGAUAUCUGCUUGCACAAGUUGCAUAGAGCAAGAACUAGUGCUGCAGACUAAAACGUCAAAAAAGGAUAGGGUUGCAGGAACUAUCAAAGGACUUUUCUUACACAGCUGAAAAAAAUAAAAUAAAUAAUAAAUACAUUAAAAAAAAAAAAAAAAAAAAAGCAUUUGAGAACUUUAAGACAUGGCAGUCCAGACCUGUUACAUGCAAUUUCCGUCGUGGGGAUUCGAAUUCCAGAAUGCUCGCCUGCCAGACACUUCGGAUUUUGAUCUUCAAGACUUCAGGGAUUUCAUUCCCGAUCAUCCUGCGUUAAUGCAGCCCUGCCUUGGAGGUAUUAACAUGCAGAUGUCCAGCUGCGAUGUGUCCGACUUUGAAGCCUGUAUCACUUCCCCUAUCCCGACUCCACAGGACCAUCUCCUCCACAGGAACAUGUCAUACACGUCCCCUACACAUGUUCACCAUGACAAUAUGCAACCACUGGCUGAACAAUACUGGAUGGACAUGGCAGACCACAACCAGAAAGCGCUGGGGGAUGCUUUGGUGGUCAACAAUCAGCUGCAUGUCACAUUAAACAGAAAACAAGAGGAGAUUGCUUCAUUGCAGGAAAGAAAUGUCAAGCUGAAGGAACUUGCGAACCAAGCCAAGCAUUUGGCUUCAGUACUUGAUAAACUUAUCACGCAAUCUAAAAAUGCCAACGAAACCACUGUCCAACACUUUCCACUCAAGACUGGUAUGAAAAGACAGCGGCUGGAAGACUUGUACCAGCCCGCCCCAGAUAGUAAAGCUGUGGAUGAUAUGCUAAGAGACAUUACAGAUACUUGUCAUGCAGCUUUACAGUGCAACGCUAAGCAUCCAAAAUUGCAGCAUGAAAUGGUAAACGCAACUCAAAGUAUGGAAACUAUAAAUAUGUACGGCGCCUUCAAUGGACUACAGACCUGUACCACGCGUAGCUCAGUCACCCUGGGCGGCAGCGACAUGGAUGACGGAAUGUCCUUUAGAACCUCGAUAAGAGACCACUGCACAAUCAAAACUCUGGCUUUUCCUCAGGGAAAUGCAUUCACCACAAAGAAACCCUGUGGAGGCUAUAAAUUCCGAUGGGUUCCAAACUAGAUUGGAAUUUCAGCUAACUACACUGACCAGAUUAUAUAGUGCAAUAUAUAUAUAUAUAUAUAUAUAUAUAUAUAUAUAUAUA
Messenger RNA from Polyodon spathula (Mississippi paddlefish), 1265 nucleotides. RefSeq names its product multicilin. The record is from RefSeq and is a predicted model, not a curated record. The coding region runs from base 257 to 1183 and encodes 308 amino acids. Gene Ontology annotation, biological process: negative regulation of DNA replication; negative regulation of cell cycle. Gene Ontology annotation, cellular component: nucleus. The transcript is spliced from 5 exons. NCBI's taxonomy places the organism in Eukaryota, Metazoa, Chordata, Actinopteri, Acipenseriformes, Polyodontidae.